Molecule: messenger RNA, 1690 nt
Organism: Brachypodium distachyon (stiff brome)
Lineage: Eukaryota; Viridiplantae; Streptophyta; Magnoliopsida; Poales; Poaceae
Product: NAC domain-containing protein 83
Exons: 1
Coding region: 634-1518 (294 amino acids)
Biological process (GO): regulation of DNA-templated transcription
Molecular function (GO): DNA binding
Source: RefSeq, a predicted model, not a curated record
UCAUAGAUGAUGAUUUGUUAAACAGCUCUUGUGUCAUCAAAAUUCAGAUCUGUAGUUGGAUGUUGAAGCUGUCAAGAACCAAUUCUCAUUGUUUUCCGAACACAACAGCUCCUAUAAAAGCUAAGUGGUGCAUUUUGAAUCUCUCUGUUCAGAUACCAUAUCUCUGAACUUCUUUCUGUAGAAGAAAAGACCAUUGCUUCCAGAAAUAAUUUGAAGAGAAGAUCUGGAGAAGAAAGAUGCUUAGCCACUCAUCAAGUAUAAAAAAAUGGAACAAAUGAACCCUCAUAAAUGAACUUAUUAUCAAAUUUCUUAAACGGGCCAAGAAACAAAGCAGAAGACCAUUAGCCCAACCAAGCAGUGUUGGAGACAAAACAAAAGCCCACUACUAAUCCUUGCCCCCGCCGGUAAUUAGCGGACCCAAUGGAGCCUUAAUUAGUCAACGCAUGCGGCUUAAUUAGUUACCGAUCACAGGCCGGUCAACGAUCACGUUUCGGAUUACGGACUGAACUCGGGCAGCACCAUGCAGGAUCAUCAAUACGCACUCCCCCUCUCUGUCUGAAUCUCUGCUCGCCCUCGAUCCACAGCAUUGGCCAUCACGCCAGAACCUCCAGCAAGAAAGAAACCGACGCAGCAAUGGAGACGGCGGGAUUGCUCGGCCUGUCGCCGGGCUUCAAGUUCAGCCCGGACGACGACGAGCUGGUGGAGCAUUUCCUGCUGCCGCGGAUCCUAGGCCAGCAGCUCCCGCUGGAAGGCGUCGUCCUCGAGGACGAUCCGUUGCGCGGGCCGCCAUGGAAGCUCCUGAGCGAGAACGGGCGCAAGGAGGACGAGGCCUUCUUCUUCGCGGCCGGGCAGGCGAUCCACGGCGGCGACCUCAAGAGCAGCGGGCGGCAGAAGCGGAGCUGCGUCUUCGGCGGGUUCUGGGAGGGGCAGAGGUUCUGGGAAGGCAGCAAGCAGCUCCUGCCCAGCGGCGGCGGCGCCAUGGCCAUGGAGGUCCUCCGGUGGAGGAAGAACUUGCUCAACUUCCACGAGGCAGGGGGGACGGGGAGCACGGGGUGGGUGAUGCACGAGUACGCGGUGACGUCCCCCGCCGCGCUGGCCUCGUCGCCGAUGAGGGCGUACCGCAUCAAGUUCAGCGGGCACGGCAAGAAGCGCAAGAGAGGGGAUUCUUGCGGCGGCGCCGGAGACGAAGAAGACGAAGACGACCGUGGGCUGGCGGCCUGGCAACGGCCCAUUUCUGGCUCUGUUUUCCCGGACCAAGAUUCUUCUUCCCUGCUGCAGGCGGCGAGCAGCGACGACGAUCAGCCGCCGCCGCCGCUGGAUUCUUUCCAAGGCCUCGGAUCGUCGUCGUACGACGCAGCUGGGCGGCCGAUGAUCGCGGCGGCGUCGGAUCAAGACGGCGCCCCAGCAGAGAACGUCGUCAACUUCGAAGCGUUCUGGAAUUUCGAGCUCGCAGAUCUAGAGAACGUCAGCUUGGACGGGUUCUUGAAUUUCGACCAGCAACACACUGUGCUAGAUUGAGGCCUGAUCUAAUGCAACUGUCACGGAUUGUAAUUACGGACAGAGUGUAUACUUAGUCGAUUGUUAACUGUCUGAAUUCCUAAAUUCUGUAUGGUAAGAGAUGUUGAUUUUGUGCGAAGAUGAAAGUGUAUUUGAACAUUUGUUUCGGGAUUUGUUUGGUGUUAUCUGAUUA